ACCUCAGCAAUGUAAUGUGAGUGGAUUCCAUCAGCGUUCCCCCAUCGCCUUGAUAGAUCCUUUGAAAGGAUGAAGCUUCCGGCAAGUGCAAAUCAAGGGUUCAAACAGGAGCCACCAGUACUGCAAAACCAGUAUGAAGAUGACCCAGCCCUACAAGGGAUCUUGUUUCAUUAUCUUCCGCAUUCCGACUUUGAAGCUGUCACCGGUGAUCUGAAGAAUUUGGGUCAACGUGCAAUUACAGAUAUUCUGGCGCUCGGGGACAAUGCUGAACAGCAUCAUCCCACUCUAACGCAGUAUGAUCAUUGGUGCAGGCGGAUAGAUAAGUUAGAAACCUCAGAAGGAUGGCGGGCUUUGAAAGGGGUUGCCGCGGAGGAAGGUUUGAUUGCCAUCGGAUACGAGCGUAAGCUACGCCAGUUCAGCAGGGUUUACCAGUUUGCAAAGUUGUACGUCGCUGGGCCCAGCAUGGCAAUGUAUACUUGUCCCUUGGCCAUGACAGACGGGGCCGCUCGAUUGAUAGAAUUACAUGGCACACAGGAUAUGAAGGAAACAGCUUUCGCGCGCCUCACAUCGCGCGACCCGGCAAAAUUUUGGACCAGUGGACAGUGGAUGACGGAAAGACCUGGCGGGUCGGAUGUCGGGGGUACGGAAACAGAGGCAGUUAAAUCCAGCGAUGGCCGGGGUUGGCUUCUAUCCGGUUUCAAGUGGUUUUCAUCGGCCACCGAUUCUGAUAUGACUUUUCUACUCGCUCGUACACGAGACCAAUCGACUGGUUCAGUAAAAGAAGGGUCGCGAGGGCUUUCUCUGUUCUACGCCAAGCUGCGCGACUCUGACGGUAACCUCAAUGGAAUCCGAGUGCAUCGGCUCAAAAACAAAUUCGGUACCAAGGCUCUCCCAACCGCAGAGCUGGAGCUAGAUAAUCUCCCAGGGUCCAUGGUGGGGUCCGAGCAUCGUGGUGUUGCCACCAUUGCAGUGAUACUCAACAUCACUCGCAUACACAGCGCGUUGUGCACGACCUCAAGCCUUCGCAGGUCGUACGCAAUCGCGAAGAGCUACGCCGAGAAACGUGUAGUAUUUGGAAAGUCGUUGUCAACUCAACCACUUCAUCUUGCUACCUUGGCUGAUAUUGACAUGACCUUGCGCGGCGCUAUGCAGCUCUUUUUCUUUGCGGUACUACUCCUCGGAGAAUCCGAAUGCCAUCCCGAUGAGAGCCGUCGCGCCCUGUCCGGAACACUGCUUCGCAUUACAACACCUCUUUUGAAAAUGUGGGUUUGUCACGAAGCGAUGCCGGCUAUAACAGAAGCCCUGGAAGCAUGUGGUGGACAGGGCUACAUGGAAGAGACUGGAAUUGCCCGUCAGCUUCGCGACGCCCAGGUGAACUCGAUUUGGGAAGGAACAACAAAUGUCCAAGCUCUAGACUUGUUAAGGAUCGUGGGCCCAGUCUUUCCUGUGUACAGGAAGAAAGUGCUUGAACUUGUGAGCCACGAGUCGCUACUGAAACUGCCCGUGAGCGUGGUUAAGGAUGCCUUGGAUUAUGUUCAAAAGAUAAUCGUUGCCAUGCAAAGUUGGGAAAGAGAUCAACAGGAAGCAAAGGCCCGGUUGCUUGGAUUUGCAUUGGCGAGGAUACUCAUUGGGGCCCUCCUUAUCGAUCAUGGUGUUUAUCUGCAAAGAGAGGGUCAUGGUGAUGCUGAGGCGAGCUUAGUAUGCGCAAAACGCUGGUGCGCGAACGUCGGAUUAUUGGUAGGGCAAUUGGAUGCAGCACCACAUUCGUCGAAGGAAGAUUUGGUAUUAGUAUACGGAAAGAGUUCAAGGGCUAUGCUUUAAUUCCACUGCGAGGGGAUCGCUGGUCAAUAUCUAGAGAGGUUACUAGUACUUUGGAAUAAUUUCUAGACGUAGCAAUGGCUGCCGGUACUUUUGGAUAGCGCUUGUGACAUCUGUCAAGCAAAUGCUGGAUCAGAUCUCCUUCACAAAUCCCAGCCCUGUUGGUGGAUGGUUACCUAACAUAUGUCGACAAUAACGAUGGUCUUUUUUGGUUGGGGGCAGGUCGUUUCUCCUACCCUCGCGCUAAGUUCAUCCAAAC
Messenger RNA from Spizellomyces punctatus DAOM BR117, 2077 nucleotides. RefSeq lists its product as uncharacterized. The transcript has a single exon. Lineage: Eukaryota; Fungi; Chytridiomycota; Chytridiomycetes; Spizellomycetales; Spizellomycetaceae. Gene Ontology annotation, molecular function: acyl-CoA dehydrogenase activity. The record is from RefSeq and is a predicted model, not a curated record. Bases 70 to 1821 code for a protein of 583 amino acids.